Molecule: messenger RNA, 1587 nt
Organism: Knipowitschia caucasica
Lineage: Eukaryota; Metazoa; Chordata; Actinopteri; Gobiiformes; Gobiidae
Source: the annotation of a GenBank genome assembly
AUGGAUUUUGGUCACUGCCUGGGCUACUACAACUUUAAUAAGUUCCAGAAUAACAACAACUACAUGAACAUGACAGAAGCCAACGGUGCACUGCUCAAUGCUGACACGUUCCAUACGCCCAGUUUGGGAGAUGAAGAGUUUGAGAUCCCGCCCAUUACCCCUCCUCCAGAGAUAGAGUCCGGAAUGGGGCUGUCUGAGGUCAUGUCUUCGUACCAGGGCAUGUCCCACCACCCACACUAUCACAGGGGCCACAUGCUGCCGCAGUUCCCCCCGCAGAGUCUGGAGCUGCCCUCCAUCACCAUCUCACGCAACGCCAUGGACCAGGAAGGAGGACCGGGCAAUAACGGCCAAUCUAUGAAUGUUGGACCAGGCCAUAUGCGGCAAUACCCACCUAACCCAGCCAUGGUGAUGAAGUCACUAAUCAACAUGCACAGUACCAACGGUAUGUUGCAAAGGAAUCAGCUUUCCACGAUCAACCAGUCGCAAAUUAAUGGACAGCUGGGUCUAAAUAUGGGAGGACACAAUAUUGCCCACACAUCCCCCUCACCGCCCACCAGCAAGUCCAACACGCCCUCUCCUUCCAGCUCCAUCAAUGAAGAUGAUCAAGAUGAUACCACAAGGAUGAUUGGCGAGAAGCGACCAGCCCCAAUAGACCCCUCCAAAAAGCCUAAGACUCCUAAAAAGAAGAAAAAGAAGGAUCCUAAUGAACCUCAGAAGCCAGUGUCAGCAUAUGCUCUUUUCUUCAGAGACACUCAGGCAGCCAUCAAAGGCCAGAACCCUAAUGCAACUUUUGGUGAGGUGUCCAAGAUUGUUGCUUCCAUGUGGGAUGGUCUGGGAGAGGAGCAGAAGCAGGUUUACAAAAGCAAAACUGAAGCAGCUAAGAAAGAAUAUUUGAAGGCCCUUGCUGCAUAUCGAGCCAGCCUUGUUUCCAAGGCUGCAGCCGAAUCCGCAGAGGCGCAGACGAUCCGCACGGUGCAGCAGACCCUGGCCUCUACCAGCCUCUCCCCGGGAAUGGUUCUUCCUUCUCCACUGAACCAACACCCCUCCCUGCCCUCCGCCGCACAUGCGCUUCAGCAGGCCAUUCCUCGUGCCAUCGCGCCCAAACCUCUGCAGAUGAGACUAGGAGGCAAUCAGAUCGUCACCUCAGUCACAGUAUCCCACCCGAACAUGAGUCCUGGGAUGUCGCCUCAGAUGAUGGGUCAUAUGGGAGGCCAGUCAUCAGCUGUGUCCCAAAUGAGCCCCCCCAUGCAGAUGCAUCAGCAGCAGAUGCACCAGCAGCAGAUCCAGCAGCAGAUGCAGCAGCAGCACUUCCAGCACCACCUCCAACAGCAGCUACAGCAGCAGCAGCAGCAGCAGCACAUGCACCACCAGCAGAGCCUGCACCACCAAAACCAUUACCACCAUCAGCAGCAACUGCAACACAUGCAGCAUCAGGCUCAGUGUAGCCCCCACUCUCCUCCACACCACUCCCCUGGUACCCCGCACUCCGCCCCCAUGGGCAGUCCCCAACCUGCACAGCAACAACAAGCGCACCCCUCCCAAAUCCAAGCCCAUGCCCAGGUCCUGUCCCAGGUCAGCAUUUACUGA